Molecule: messenger RNA, 2562 nt
Organism: Penaeus chinensis
Lineage: Eukaryota; Metazoa; Arthropoda; Malacostraca; Decapoda; Penaeidae
Product: RNA/RNP complex-1-interacting phosphatase-like
Exons: 9
Coding region: 246-1538 (430 amino acids)
Biological process (GO): protein dephosphorylation
Molecular function (GO): polynucleotide 5'-phosphatase activity; protein tyrosine/serine/threonine phosphatase activity
Source: RefSeq, a predicted model, not a curated record
AAAAAUACAGUCAAGUUUACGAAAAUUGUUAUAAGUUUCCGAUAUUCAAAAAUUACAAAACCUUACAGUAGAUCAAUCUCUAAGUAAAUAGGUGUGAAAUAAUCUCUUGGUCGCCGCUGCCAACGACGGUUUUUUAGGAAUGUCCGGCAGUUUGCGGCCCAGAAGUCCGUUCGCGCGGCGGCCGUUCACGUGCGGCGUUCAAAAGGCCAGGACGGGUCGGGGCUUAUUUUCGCAGGAUUUCCGAGAUGGGAGGCAGCAAGACUGGCGGUGGGAGGAACGGGAUACCUGACAGAUGGAAGGCAUACACUAAUAUGGGCAGACAGAUUCCUGGGACAAGGUUUAUUUCAUUCAAGGUUCCCUUAAAAGAGGCUCUGUUGAUUCGGCUGGAAGACUCGUUUUGGUUCAGCCCCCGCACGCUCAUGGACCACUGCGUCGACCUUGGGCUGGUUAUCGACCUCACCAACACAACCCGCUAUUAUGAUCCCAAGGUGGGUGGUGGCACCGUGUUUAUUGUUCCUGUCACCAGUGGAAAGUCUAAUCUAGACUCUUUUAGUGAAAAUGAUAGCACAAUAGACAUGAAGUGUGCCUCUAGCAACCAAUUUUGGCUUUGGGUUUUGGAUUGGUCUGCGUUUAUCUCCCGCAGGUUCUGCAAGGUGGUCAACACUUUCCUUGACAAGAACAAGGACAAUCAGAAGCUGAUCGGCGUGCACUGUACCCACGGCUUGAAUCGGUCCGGCUACAUGGUGUGCAGAUACAUGAUACAAGAGCUUGGGAUACCUCCAGACCAGGCUAUAGCAGACUUCAACAGCGCUCGAGGCCACGAGCAGGAGCGCCAGAACUACUUGGCCAACCUCCGGCGGGCGUCCUGGCUUCAGAGCACACCCUCGACGCCCACGACGCCUUCCACGCCUUCCGCCGUCCGUAAGCCGGCGUUAUCAGACGAGGAAAGGAGCGACGCUGAGACCCCGACCUCCGCGCUCCCCAUUCGAAGGUGGAGCGGCCCCCAGCGGGAGGCUAGCGACGAGGGCUGGGCGCCGUGGAAGGGCGCCUCCCCUAAGACCCGCUACCGCAGCUCCCCGUACGCAAGGCAGACUUCACCCCAUGGCGCCCGCCGGUACUACGAUGAGCGGUACCAGGGCCGCGUGGCGCCGCAGUACGACCCCUACUUCUACCAGGAGCGGGGCUCGGGCGUGGGCCCGCACCGCUCCAUGCCUCACUGGUCGCGGAAGCAACAGCAGGAGCAGGCCGCCGCUGUCCGGGCUCCUCCUCGGCAGUACCGCGGGCCGCGACCCUACCGAAGCCCCAUCAGGCAAGAGGAAGAGUUACCGUUUAGGUCGGAAGAGCCGAACACCCCGAACGGCGCCCUCCUUGCUACGCCGCCCCCCCGACGGGACCAGUGCUCGUCGUUGCCUCGCACGCCGUACUGGCCCGGCGCUGCGGACGGGCCGAGACGCCGCGCCUUUAGCCCCGGCGCAGAGGACAAUGUGUUCAGCCCCUUGACUCCGCGCAGGCGCUCGGCGAGAUGGAAUCCCUACUGACGCCCUUGACGCGCUUCCUGGCGUUUUUGACUCGCAUCCUGACGUCUUUGACCCGCAUCCUGACGUCUUUGACCAGCGUCCUGACGUUGGCUGCCCUCGUCUUCUGACCUCUCUCGGACCUCCUUGCUGGUGCUUCGACGUGAAAGCCUUCGCUCACCUCUUUCUUUUAACUGCGCAUCCAGUAAGGUAAUUUAUGUAAAUUUCUUUGUGAAUUUAUAAUUGUUUUGAGAUGUAUUUAUCUGAUGUACAUCAUUUCAUGUAACUGGCGUUUGAGUUGACUUUCAACAUUGUUUUUAGUGUGUGUGCUUAGUACUCUUCUAUUGGGUGUGUAAAUAUCAAAGUAAAACGAGGGGGAAUUCUUGGUAAGUGUUUGCUGGAACCUUGCCAAAUUUUACAGGAAGAUCGUCUUCCUAAUCUUGAUUUAUAAUAGAGAAACUGUGAAUGUAAGUUCAAGAAUUAUAUUUUGCAUAUUUAGCUUGCGUGAGAGUUACUUCUUUUUAUUGUGCGUUCGAUUUUGGGCUUUGGUGAUGAAAUAUGGACCAGGUAAGAUCAUUUGUAAUUUUGUGAAUUCUUGUUAACUUGAGUAUGUAUUUUUGAAUCAAACGAAUAUGAAAAAAAAUGUACUUAUAAACGUAUUACUUGUAUUAUGAUUUAGAGGUGUACUCGUGUGUAGUUUUCUUUAAAUACAGACGGCAUCGAGUAUAUGUAGGCAAAGACAGUACACACGCACUACUGACAUGAUAAGCAGUUCACCAGAUUUUUAUAUCUAAUAUAAACACUUUCUUUUUGUUUUCCUGUCCUUUUUAACGAAUUCACAUAUUAUUUCAGUCUCUUUUCUUACACAGUUGUUUUUAACAUUAUUGUAAAAUGAAUACAUUGUAUAUCAUAAACAUUAUAUUUAUAUAAAAUGAAAUGUAUUUGAAGUAAAUAGUCAGUGUUAUAGGUACUAAUACGUAAAUACCGUAUUGUCUUUAUAUUUUUGUCACAGCCUUGUAUGUUAGAUUGUAAAAAAAAUAUCAAGGAA